AUGGACCUUGGAGAUGAGGUGGAGCCCGGCGAGGCCUGGUCUGGAAUCGGAGUAUUUCAUCUCGAUCAACCAUUCGGAGAGCUGUCGUGGGCGGCCCGCGCGAGAGAUGAGAUUUACUACCUCGAGGGCGGGCUUGAAGCGGCGGAUUUUUCUGCAAGUUUUGAUGAAUCUCUUGAGCUCGCUGUAAUCCACCGGCCGGCCCUCGACGACCCAUUUGUCGAGAAUCGGAGUAAGCGGACCCCUUUGUUCCUGGCAUAUCUGGAGACGCCGAUACAGAGUGUCCGGCGAGCCGGGCUGGGUUCGGGUGGAGUACGACGAAACCCCCAAGGCCCGAUAAGGGCUUUGCUUGAGGAGUGA
Messenger RNA from Striga asiatica, 357 nucleotides. The record is from the annotation of a GenBank genome assembly. Lineage: Eukaryota; Viridiplantae; Streptophyta; Magnoliopsida; Lamiales; Orobanchaceae.